GUGACCCCAGCUUUUGUGUUGUGAAAAAAAAAUGGCGACGGGUUAGGGAGCACAGCGAAUAUUAGCAAUAUGUCUGAAUUACUACAGUUUUAUGGCAAUUCACCUCUCUACAUUCUGUUAAGGAUUACUUCUGAAGGAUUUUACACAAUGUGAUGGAGAAGAAGCAGGUGUUUUAACGGGGGAUUUCUGAAAUCGAAGAAAAAUGAGAUUCCGAAGAGAAGAAAGUUACGUGUUUUUCUUGACUUUAUCGGCAUUAUUUAUUUUUGAGGAUGUACAUGCACUAUCAGGUUUGACUGACUUUACAUUCCUGUUGGAGCCCAGCAGUCUGGUGGUUUCCCGGGGCGACUCUGCUGUAUUUCACUGUUCCAUCCAAUCAGAUUCGUCGUCUCCCAGCGUCACGUGGACCAAAGACGGGCAGACUCUCAAACUAGACGACAGGAAGCUUAUGUGGCCAAAUGGGUCACUACACAUCACUGAUGUCCAGAGUUCGGACAGGGGCCAGUACCAGUGUCAGUCAAGUCUUCCCAAUGUGGGGACGAUCAUUAGUCGAACGGCCAGUUUACAGACAGCUUAUCUUUCUAGAAAUUUCCUCAUCCAACCGGAGGAUCUAAAUAUAUACAUCCAGGACCUCGCCAUGUUUCAGUGUCGUGGCGAUGGGCUGCCGAUGCCAAAUGUCACAUGGUACAAAGACAGCAAUCUGUUGAAGGACGUGGAGUCGAACGUGCGGAUUUAUCCCGACGGAGUGUUGGAAAUUAAUCCUGUGAAAUUCGCUGAUUUUGGAACGUAUUAUUGUCAAGUGGAAAACAUGGAGAGAGUUCGGAGUAGCCGCAUUGCAAAGCUCGUUCAGAACGGAAAUACAGAUUCAUUAGAGGAGGGUAUGGUGCCAUCAUUUGUCAUCACUCCCAGGGACACUAAAAUCCCAGAGGGGUCGUCCACCAUCCUGUUCUGCGGCGCCAAUGGUCGAGAUCAGCAGGGGAAACAGCCAGUCAUCACGUGGAUCAAAGACGGCACCACCAUCGAUUUCAUGCUGACACAAGGGAGACUGCAGGUGACCGGUGCGGGAAAUCUUCAGAUCUUUAACGUCCAGAAGUCAGACGCUGGCACAUACUCAUGUCGACCGAGCAACAUGGAGGAUUCGAUCGACUCGGAGGCCAGUCUUAGCGUGUUAGUUCCACCGAAAUUCUUGGUAAAGCCACAGAGCCGAGCAGUGUAUGAGAAGACGGAUGUUGUGUUGCGUUGUGAAAUUGACGGACUUCCUAAACCAAAAAUCCACUGGACCAAAGAUGGAAAUCCUGUGUCAACCUCAAACUACGUCAUAGAGGACGGAAAUGAGCUGAGAAUUCUGGGAUUAGUCCGCGCAGAUGCUGGGUUUUAUCAAUGUCACGGAAGAAAUGAGCUCGGGAGUAUCCAAACUAUAGCUCAGCUGAUGGUGUUAAACAAUGGUCCUGGUUUCUCAUUGGAUGGCUACAAAAUCUUGGACCCCUAUUCGAGGAACCAGGCCAAUCUACCAGCGGAACCAUCCGGACUGUCGGCAGCCAUUGUUUCCAAACGCUUUAUCACGCUCCGCUGGAACCAGCCGAAAGAUAGACGCAUUACUGGGUACUCUGUCUUCUGGAAGGAAAGGAGUUCGCUACGGGAGCGAAUGCUGAACACUACUCACACUGAGGCCAACAUACAGCGACUGAAACCGGACACCAGCUACGAAUUCCGGGUCAGGGCGAUCAACAGCUACGGAUUCAGCCAGAAUUUCGCGAGUAUCAUUGUUCGCACCGAUAAAGAUGUUGCUGUCCCAAGUCCGGCGGUCAAUGUCCGGGCAAUGCCCCUGUCACCGCAGUCCAUCAUUGUGUCCUGGGACCCUCCACGUCAACCCAAGGGCCGAAUCAUCAAGUACCUCCUCCUCUUCUCUGAAGCAGACAGUCCACAAUCCAGUCAGAUCGAGGUCACCAGCACUCAAAAACUGCUGACAGGGUUGAUGGCGUUUCGGGAGUACACAUUUCAUGUUGUGGCUGUUAAUGGGAAUGGAGAGGGGAUGAGCACCAGGGAGGUAUCGGCCAAAACAUUCUCCGACAAACCGUCAGAGGCACCGCAGAACGCCACGCUAGAGACAGCUAGCUCCACGUCCCUGAUUGUGAGGUGGGAUCCACCCCCAUUAGAUCACCAGAAUGGAAUUAUAACGGGAUACAAGAUCCGCUACAAAAUGCGGGGAGCAUCUAGAAACGGAGCAACGGUGACUACAGAUGGAAACCGCCGGCUGUACGCACUGACAAACCUGGAGAAGGACUCAGAAUACCAGGUGCGGAUCUCCGCACUGACCGUGAAUGGUAGUGGACCGCUCACACCGAAACUCAAGGCCACCACGUAUAAAGAUGACCUGGACGAAUCUCGAGUGCCAGAUGCUCCACGUAAAGUUCGUGUGACGCCACAUGCCACAUCGAUACGGGUGUCGUGGUCCACCCCACCCCCGGAGUCAAAGAUCUUGGUCCGAGAGUACGUUCUUGGGUGGGGGAAAGGCGUACCUGACACUGAGAGUAAAAUAGUUGGUCCGGAUACUCAAGUUUUCACUAUAGAGAAUCUGUUGCCGUCAUCGGAAUAUGUCAUAACUGUAAAAGCAAAAAACAACAAAGGCGAAGGGCUGCCACGAUACACCACUGCCACCACCACCAAGGAAUCAGUGGAUGAGUCCUUCACGCCCAUGAUGCCUCCCGUCGGUUUAAAGACGCACGUUUUGUCGUCGUCCACGAUUGUCCUGACGUGGACGGACACUUCGCUGGGAGUGAAUCAGAUGAUACAAGACAACCGCUACUACACCGUCAGGUACCGAGUCGCCUCUAACAUGGAAAGUGAAAACAGCAGGUUCUGGUAUUUGAACUCUACGGAUCUGAACGCACACAUCGACAGCCUUAGGCCAAAUACGAGGUAUGAAUUCGAUGUCAAGGUCAUUAAAGGUCGACGCCAAAGCCCCUGGAGCAUGAAAGAAAUCAACACCACACAAGAAGCGGCUCCAGGGUCAUCCCCUCUAGAUCUGACACCUGUACCAAAAGAAAAUGACCCCCGAGCUGUGAUAAUGAACUGGCAGCCUCCCGCCAAACCCAACGGACAGAUUACAGGUUACUUAGUAUUCUACACCACAGACGCCAAACAAAAUUUACGUGAAUGGGUAGUAGACGGUGUUUUGGAAGGUGACGAAUUGUCAGCGACCAUAAAACGACUGACACCAUCAACGACAUAUUAUUUCAAAGUCCAGGCAAGAAACAGUAAAGGGUACGGACCUCUGUCAGAGACUGUCAUCUACAAAACUCCGAAAGCGGAUGGCAGUGGUGGCGGGCAGAUUGACCCAGACUAUCCCCCUGUCGGUGUCGGAGAUGACAAAAUUCCACCCCACGAUAUUAUACCACAGUCGCCCAAACCAGAAGAUGAUCGGAACAGUGACGGACGGAGGGGAGGUAACUCUGAGGGUGGACUGCCUACAGGAAUCAUGAAUAUCAUCAUCGCCUCUGUCGUUGGGGCGACGUUUUGUAUCGUAAUUAUUGUAGUAGCCGUCGUGUGCUGCCGGAGGCGGGAAAGCGAGCAACGACUAAAACGACAAGCACAACAAAAUCAGCAGUCUCCUUUGAAGGGAAAAGGUCAAGGUCGUGACCUGAAGCCUCCUGACCUCUGGAUCCAUGACAACAUGGAGAUGAAAAACAUAGACAAAGGACAGAGGAGUGAGUCGACCCUGACGAUGAGUACGACUCGAAGAAGUUCCAACGAUUACCGGUCAAUGGACGACCUUCCGCCUUACCACGACGAGAGAAAUGAAAUGUAUUAUCAUCCACCAUCAGACCAUGAAGAGCGAGAGAGGUUCCUGCCUCCCAGGCAACCGGGUCCUGGGAUAAUUCGUCCCAAGGCCACAAAACCGCUGAUGAUACCUGUGGAUGCACAGCCCCCACCUCGAGAACCCAUCGCCAUGGUUACAGCUCUGCCUAAUGGAGCUUUGGACCGUGGAGAACCAGGAAUUUUAUCUCGGCCGGGAUUCCCCCGGACUCAGUACAACAUGCAGUACCAAAGUGGAGGUCCCAGGGUCAAUGCAGGGGAUCUACCACAGCCCCCACCCAUUCAAGCAUUUCCUGUAGAGUAUGCAUACAAACGCCCCGCUUUUGAAGACGAGGAUAGCUCCAGCAUCCACAGUUGUCAUGACGACCAUUCCUUUUCCAGUAGAUCCAUUGGUUAUGGCCAGAAGUCCCCAGACUGUCAUUCCCUAUGUCAAGGUCAGCCUAUGGCCGUCAUUGCACCAGGACAACACGAGUUUGAAGGUCAUCGAAGUCUACCCAGAGGAAAUCGACCAAUCAGAAGCUUUACAUCCCCAAAUCCCCUUAACCACCCAAAACCACUAUCUGGGGUUCAUCACCAUAGUAACCCCAAACAUCAAAUAGUUAAACCACAGCAAUCCCCUUACAAGAAGGCGGGACCUCCUCUUUCAGCUGUUCCUGUGAAACCUCGUGCCAUACCUGUAAUCAAACCAAAGGCUCCAGAUGUUGUACUUAAGGCGGGUGCAGACCCAGAUAUCCAGAAAUCUGAGAGUACUGAGGAACUUUCUGCUGAGAUGGCCAAUUUGGAUUGUCUGAUGAAAGACUUAAACGCCAUCACACAACAGAACUUUGAGGUUUAGUGUUUGAAAUGGAGAGAAGAAUGAAAACUUUGGAGAACGCUGUAGGGAGAACCUUUAUAAUAAGUUGUCCUUUACUGCAACAUGGCAGCAUCAGUUUUGUGGAAAAUACUGUGUUGAAUUUUUCUCACACCAUUGUAGUGAACAAUCGACUGUGAGAUGAGUUCAUGUGUUUAUUGAGUGGAUAAGAAUGACGGUGAAUACACACUCUUUUUAUUGUGGGAUUUAUCGAUGCUGCAAGAUAAAUUUGUAUUGAAGGACUAGAACAAACUGUAUCUAGAAUGAAGGGAUUAAAAACAAACAUUCAGAGACAUCGUGUGUAUAAAUCAGGAUCUAACGGACGUGGAUUAGAAACUGCAGAUUUGGAAUAGCAUCAUUACAUGGAAUGUGUUGGAAGGGGAGAUCUUCAAACAUUUUAUAUGUGUAUUUUUUAUAUACUGAUGGAGAUUCUUAGGAUAGGAUGCAUUAGAGUUCCUUUAUUGAUUGAAAUACUUGUUCCAAAUGAUGAAAGUUUGAGUGAAAUAUCAUAUUUUUUAUCAAUUCUGUCGAAAGAUGUGAUAACUUUAUAACAGAACAAUUAAUUUAAUUCUAAAAGCGAGCCUCAUCCUCAUGAUAAAUCAACCCCUCUUUGAUAUGGACAACUCCAUGUCUGAAAUAGGGGUGAACAGAAUAUUUCAUUUUUACUGGUGCCUACAUAAUGAUUAAGAUAUUCAUUUCCUUGUAUUUUGUACAAUUUGAAAAUUUACUCACUUGAAAUGUUGCCAUACUAAGCCAAAAUUUUUCAUCAUAAGAUAAGUUUAACAUACAUCGAUCAUCGUAAACCGUAGCAUUUCCAUUGGCUGUUUUAUCACCUGUCUGACAUUGUUCAUGAAGAGAUCAAUUGACAUCGAACAUGAUUGUCAACAAGGAGUGCACAAAAUUUGGGAAUAUCAUACAGUUGUAUAUUGUUUAACAUAAUAUAGUUGAACACCAAUAUCUGGAAUACCAUGGGUAUGACGAAGCGAGUUGGAAGUCCCAACUACAUUUUCUUUAUGUAUUUCAACCUCAAUAUCUCAAAACCUCAGACAUUUUGAAGUUUAUUCUGAACCCCAUCGAGUACGAGAUAGAAAGGUUUGACUGAUAUCCACUAGGUGUAUACUUUUAAGAUUUGGGUGUCAAUUGAUGAGUGUCAAAAUGUAACUGGCGUGACGUGUGCACUUUACACCGGUGUAGUAAUGAAAUGUCGCAUCAUUGAGAAGGAACUUUGUAAAAUGACAUAUUUGUUACUGGAAGUAAAUUCUAAAACAGAUUAAUAACCGGAUAAAACUGAAUCGGUGACCAUUCACAGAACCGGAUAAAACUGAAUCGGUGAUUAUUUGCUUAACAGCGAAGUACGAUUUUGGCAAUCAUGGUGUUGAAAAGCUAUUGAAUCUUGAUUUCAUAUAGGUAUCUGGUUCCCGAUAAUGCAAGUACUGUAAGUAUGGUGUUUGUAGAACAAUUUCAUCAUAAUCCCUUCAUGUCUGUAUUAUGACUGUGGUGCUAAUUUCUGUAAUAUCAAAAUUCCUGAUUUAAUCAUGUAAGCUUGUGUGUAUUAGUGUAGUCAAGGUCAGUUUUAUUUAUAAGUGUAGCAUCUUUAAGUUAAGAGGGGAAGCCUAUGUAUGAGGAAGUUUACAUGAUUGGAAGGUGAACUUAUAGCUCCCUUAUACAGAUCUUUACUGCUGACUUUUUAAAUCUCAUUUGUACAAGUCGUGUUUAUGUUGAAUUUCGUAAUGUCACAGGAUGCCCAAGAUUUUGGAUGCAUCAAAUGAAGUAGGAUUUUGCUGUGUUUACGAGCGAUGUUCUAUUUGAUCAAACAACAAUGUGAAUUGGUCAUUAAUACAUGAAAUGUAUAAUACAUGAAAUAUACCCAUAACAAGAGGUUUUGGAUUGAUUUUAAAUGUUCAGUUAUGCUUUUCCAUUGAAUUUUCAAGUAAAGAUUUAUGAAUAAUUAAAAAAUAAAGCUGGUUUCAUUGCGAAAAUAUGUGCUAAGUAUUGUUUUUUUAGCAAUAUGAAAACAUUUACAACAAGUUCUGAAGAAAAAAAAUCCUACAGCAUUUUUUGGGAGUGGGUAUCCUAUGUCCUUAAUAGGUUAGGAGGAAGCUGGUAGCUUUCAUAUUGUGCUACAUGAAGCAGUGAUAUUGAACAAAUGAAGUCAAUUCUUAGUUUUUAUACAUGCAAAUUUUUUUAUUAGUUUGAUUGGGAAAUGUUUAUUUAGGCACGUACUUAUUGUCUUAAUUUGGUUUUUACAACACACCUCGUUGAACUAAAUAUAUAUAUAGAUAUAUAUGUCACAAUAAACAUGAAGUGUAAGACUUCUUCCUAAUUUCCUAUGCUGCCUAGGAAUUUUUCACUUUAUGAAAACCAUGUGCUGGCGAUGGUCUAAUCAACACACCACGACACGUGACUGUCAUUGGUUAACACACCACGACACUUGACUGCCAAUGGCUAAUACAACACUUGACUGUCAUUGGUUAACACCACGACACAUAACUGUCAUUGGUUAACACAUCACGACACUUCACUGUCAUGGGCUGAUACAACACUUGACUGUCAUUGGUUAACACAUCACAACACUUGACUGUCAUUGGUUAACACACCACGACACUUCACUGUCAUUGGCUGAUAGAACAAUUGACUGUCAUUGGUUAACACACCACGUCACUUGACUGACAUUGGUUAACAUACCACGACACUUGACUGUCAUUCGUUAACACAUCACAACACUUGACUGUCAUUGGUUAACACACCACAACAUUUGACUGUCAUUGGUUAACACAUCACAACACUUGACUGUCAUUGGUUAACACAUCACAACACUUGACUGUCAUUGGUUAACACAUCACAACACUUGACUGUCAUUGGUUAACACAUCACAACACUUGACUGUCAUUGGUUAACACAUCACAACACUUGACUGUCAUUGGUUAGCAUUGAUCUGUGCACAUUAAUGUUUUCCCUGUACUUCUAUGUAUAGAGUUUUUUUAUAGUUGGCUUUUUUUCGACGGUUGUGUACUCAUUAUUUAUAAAGAUACAUUGUGUUUUACGUAUUUUUGUUUUUAUAGUAGUAUUCACAUUUAGCAUUUACCCUCGUGGUCACGUGACGUCACUAUUGACGAUUUCUGCUUAUGGUUGUGUUUGUAUCAUGUAAACAUUUGACCUCGAACAAAAUCUUCAAUGAAAUAAAAUUUCGUAAGUACA
This is a messenger RNA of Ostrea edulis (European flat oyster), 7861 nucleotides long. Its product is annotated as neogenin-like. Bases 203 to 4648 code for a protein of 1481 amino acids. Gene Ontology annotation, molecular function: protein binding. Gene Ontology annotation, cellular component: plasma membrane; axon. The transcript is spliced from 28 exons. Gene Ontology annotation, biological process: cell-cell adhesion; axon guidance. The record is from RefSeq and is a predicted model, not a curated record. NCBI's taxonomy places the organism in Eukaryota, Metazoa, Mollusca, Bivalvia, Ostreida, Ostreidae.